AUGUGCUACACACUUAGUCGCAUAGCUGUGCUGCUCUGUGCUGCUAUAGCGCUGGCAUUCGCCGUGCUCGGCGUAUACCUGCCAUUAUUCGAGAUGCCGAGCCGCAUUGCGCACGCCAUUCAGUCCCUGAAUGCCAGCAUCCAGCGCACCGACUUCAACAUCUCGACGGAGAAAGCAACGCUGGAGCGCUUCGGGCAGCUGGUCAGUGGAGCGCCCGCCAAGAGCAAAAUGACGCUAUGGAGGCUCUCGUAUGGCACAUCGAGGGCUAACACCUCCAUCAACCUUCGUGGCGACUACUUCACCUGCUACCAGGGUAACAUUUUCAUUCAGGCAGCGGAGGGAUUUGCUGUAGUGACGUGUGUUCUGGGUGCAGCGAACCUCAUCAUGUCUGUCUUUCUUUUCUUUUUUGCUCCUGUCGUCAAGUUCCCGCUGGCUGUAUACCUUUUUCUGGCAGCUGCCGCCGCGGUGGUCACGGUUGGCUUCGCACUGAAUCUCUAUCUCCAAGGUUGGUGCAGCGCUGAGUCCCUCAAGGCGUCUGAGUGGAGCUUGUCGCUAGGUUUUGCCUCCUUUGCUAUCUCGUGCGGUGUCUCCCUUACCGCCAGCGUCUUGGUAAUUCUGUCUUAUUAA
Molecule: messenger RNA, 627 nt
Organism: Leishmania braziliensis MHOM/BR/75/M2904
Lineage: Eukaryota; Euglenozoa; Kinetoplastea; Trypanosomatida; Trypanosomatidae
Exons: 1
Coding region: 1-627 (208 amino acids)
Source: RefSeq, a predicted model, not a curated record